Molecule: messenger RNA, 1897 nt
Organism: Ictidomys tridecemlineatus (thirteen-lined ground squirrel)
Lineage: Eukaryota; Metazoa; Chordata; Mammalia; Rodentia; Sciuridae
Product: elongin-C
Biological process (GO): ubiquitin-dependent protein catabolic process
Source: RefSeq, a predicted model, not a curated record
UCAUUGGUACCCAAGAAAAACAAAUUGCCGGUGGAUAGGGGACAGCUUGUGAUGCGACUCAUCACUUCUUUGAAGGCGUGUUAUCAAGUGACUGGGCAGAACUCCGCCUGCAGGAGCCUGAUUAUGGGCUAUGGACGGGGCACAUUCAGAGAGAGGAGAAGCAAUCCAGGGCCCAGUGAUGGCGUCUGACUUGGGAGGAAAACAGGUGUGGGGUCCAGGGUAGCACCUGGCAGCCAUUUUGUAGUCUCAGGAGGGCCCUGCGGUACUGGACUUACUCGAGGGGACAGUGGUUGUGAACCGGGACCUCAGCACACAGGGAGUGCUCUGCUGGCGCACACAGAAGCUUAGGACUUGCCGUUUUCUGGUCCUCACCUUGGCUUGUAAGCAGAAAGAAAUUGGGUCAGCACCAGAUGCACUUCACAUUCUGUCUCUCUCUCAGCACUGAACUAUUUUAGCCACCUUCCCCCUGGGAAGGGCCACCUUGUCCAAGUGAUGGUGGCCAAUGUCUUGACGAAAACGGAUCUUGAGUCUUUCUGUAUGGUCGCGAGAUGCCUUUGCUGACCUUUGCCCAAGAGGCCAAAGCAGCUGCGUCAGGCACCUGUAGCUGAGCCUCGGCCUUGCUUCCUCCAUCACCAACUCCACCCUCCACACCUGUGUCUUCCCGGGUGCCAAGUGCCCUCCCUUCUCCUAAUCUCACACUUCCUCCUCCAGUACCUUUGCUCCUGGCCUCCACCUCCACCCAGUUGAUUCCCUUGGUGCAUCUGUUGCUCCAGUCCUGUCAUCCUCUCUCCUCCACAGCACUGAGCAGAGUGAAGAAUGGAUCCGGGUUUUGGACUCCUGGCUGGGAGCUCUGGAGAGGUGGCCACCAAAGGAAUCUCGCCUGUCAGAUAGUAGGAAGUUGACUGCCAGCCUCCCAUUCUGACCUCCCCAGGGAUGGGCCAGCCACUCUUGGCCAUGCCAGAUUUAGCUUCCUGUUCCACAGAUGAUCUUGAUGGAACAGAAAAAUUUUGAGUUGAUUAUAAGCCUCUUCUAUAUCCUUCAGAAUUUGCUGGGGUUUUUGCAACUGACUUCAGGAUUUUGAGUACAAGGAUAACAUUCGUGAGCAAUGGGCAAUAAAAGUCCAAGUCUUUGCUCAGAAUUGAGGGUAACUGGGCUGUUUGGAGUGGACAGUCUCAGCUGAAACUUCACAUGUUUGUGUGUAAUUUCAUGCAGACAAACCCAAGCCAAAGGGAAGUCAGAAUUAGGAAAAGCCGGACGUGGCUGUGAUGGCUGCGGGGCUGACGAGAAACUGCUAACGUCCACGUGGAGCCACUGUAGGGUUUAUAAGAACAUAAUGGAUGGAGACGAGAAAACCCUUGGUGGCCGUGAAGGCCCUGAUGCCGUGUAUGUCAAGUCGAUGUCUUCUGAUGGUCAUGAAUGUAUUGUAAAAAGAGAACACGCACUAACCUCAGGAACAAUAAAAACCAUGGCGAGAGGCCCAGGUCAGUUUGCUGAAAAUGAAACUAAUGAGGUCCGUUUUAGAGAGGUCCCUUCACAUGUGCUAUCAAAAGUAUGCAUGUAUUUUACCUACAAGGUUCGCUACACUAACAGCUCCACCGGGAUUCCCGAGUUCCCAAUUGCACCUGAAACUGCACUGGAACUGUUGAAGGCUUUGAACUUCCUAGAUUGUUAAAUAAAAUUAAUUAUAAUAAACCGUUAAUUUUUUCAGCAUUUAAUACUUGUAAUUCAGUUAGUAAUUUUUUUCACAUAUAGCAUGUUGCCUGUAUGAAAUUGAACUACACAUUUAAUUGCAAAGCAGAUUUUCUUCUGUUCUUUUGCAUAGCAAAGUUGAAAUUUGUUUACUACAUCAACAAAUUAAGGACAUUUUCACAAACUGAGAAAUAAACAAUUAUGCCAA